CUGACUCUCCUCCUUUGCCUCCACCUCCCGCACCAACCUCCGCACCUACGUCCGCACCUGCAUCCGCACCUGCAUCCGCUCCCAAGCGAUGCCUUCAGGAAUCGUGCAAGCCUGCUCGAGAUGCAGGGCCCAGAAGCGGAAGUGCGAUCGGCGUUUGCCGGCAUGCUCACUAUGCGAAAGGCUCAAGCGAACUUGUUCGUACCCAGCGGCCGACGGAGAGCCUCAGGAACAGCAGGCUGUAGCGGUCCCCGUGCCGGAACUGCAGGAGCUGUCGGUCCCGAACAUCAGGGACACGCUGCACAAGCAGAUAGCGGCCAUUGUGGGCGACGGACAGCAGUGUCAAGGUUGGGCUGCCGUGUACUUCACCACCAUCCAUCCAUGGUUCCCGGUGAUAUGCCAAACGUCCUAUUCCAAUCGGCUACUGCCUUCGCGAAUCACCGCAGAGACAGCCGACUUUUGUUUUCUCACCCUGACCAUGUACCUCGUAUGUGCCAAGCCGAUCAACGGAGAGCUCACGUCCCAGACUCGGUCGCUGUACCUACUGCUAAAGGGCCUCGUUAGCACACUAGAGGCUAUUGGCAUUAACACGGUUGAGAUGUUGCAGGGCCGAUUGCUAGUGACCAUCUUCGAGGUGGGCCAUGGGCUGUACCCUGCAGCCUACAUCUCCUCGGGCGCCAAUGUCCGGGCAGCUAUUGACAUGGGUGUGAACGAAGCUUCGCGCGGGAAGUUGCUAAAUAUUUUCGGGUCUCAGGAGCGAGCCGAGGACGCGCAAAGGACUUGGAGGGGAAUAAUCGUCGCUGAUAGAUAUGCUACACUCGAAAGAGCAAAAGGACCAGGCCAUAUUAUGGAACCGCUCUCGGAGAGAACUAAAAGCAAUGGAGCAAAGGCCCAUUCUGUGCAUCCGCAAACCGACAUUCUCACCGAAAUGACUCUCGCGUCGCAAUUGCUCGCACAGGCACUAGACCACAAGCAUGGAACGACAUCAAAUCACGCGCUCAAGGCCGCAGAGGCUCUGCAAAUACUAAAAGCCGGGACGACAUUCUUGGCAGAAUGCAGCAUAAGGGCACCCAUGCAGAACGCUGUUUUUGCCAGCGUCGUCGCUGUGUGCCGAAGCGCCGUUCUGGAGAUCGCGGAGUACGAAUCUCAGCCCGAGUACCGCAGCAUAGCUGCACAAGAUACGUUACACGCCAUGAUCAAUGACAUUGCGCAAGCAGCCGCGUCUGCAGUCUAUAAUCGCUCGCUUGUAAGAGUUGACAUCCUCCCUGUCUUCAUCCCGCAUUGUCUGUACAAAGCGGCGAUGGUGUGCCUCCAAAUGUCAAGGCAAACCGGGCAAGGGGAUGCCGGAUCAACCAUACGGCCCUUGGUAGACUUGCUGAAAUUAAUCAGCACAAGGUGGAUAGCGGCAGGAAACUACGUCAACGAGAUAGAAAGACUUCAAUGUACAAACUAACGAGAAACGCUGACCGGACAAAGGAGAAUAUGUCAAAGAUAAAGGUUCCAGUAGAAGCCAGCGCCCAUCGCCAAAAUCGCCUACCCACUUA
Aplosporella prunicola CBS 121167 is the source of this 1541-nucleotide messenger RNA. RefSeq lists its product as uncharacterized. Gene Ontology annotation, cellular component: nucleus. Gene Ontology annotation, biological process: regulation of DNA-templated transcription. NCBI's taxonomy places the organism in Eukaryota, Fungi, Ascomycota, Dothideomycetes, Botryosphaeriales, Aplosporellaceae. The transcript is spliced from 6 exons. Gene Ontology annotation, molecular function: zinc ion binding; DNA-binding transcription factor activity, RNA polymerase II-specific. Bases 89 to 1450 code for a protein of 453 amino acids. The record is from RefSeq and is a predicted model, not a curated record.